Messenger RNA from Colletotrichum karsti, 447 nucleotides. RefSeq lists its product as uncharacterized. The transcript is spliced from 2 exons. The record is from RefSeq and is a predicted model, not a curated record. NCBI's taxonomy places the organism in Eukaryota, Fungi, Ascomycota, Sordariomycetes, Glomerellales, Glomerellaceae. The coding region runs from base 1 to 447 and encodes 148 amino acids.
AUGGAGCCCCUCACCUGCCCGGCGACAGACGAGGAGAUGGUAGAUGCGCCCGACCUCCAGCCGUUUACCGAGGACGAAGCUGCCGCGCUUUUUCUUCAGAUGCAAAGCUUUCAGCGUCAGUACAAAGAAGAGGGAUACAAGGCCCCUGACGAUGCGUCCCCCAAAGAGAUCGAGCUUGCCAUGAUUCGCGGCACCCUCAACUUUCGCGCUCGCGAUAUCUCCACCACCUUGUUCUACAACUUCGUCGCAUACCCGAUGCCGAGCCACUGUCUACCCGCUUCCGAUCCAACCACACUGCUCCUCAGAGAGUAUCAGCAUACUCUCACCACAACGAACGAGGCGUGGCAGCGUCUGAUCGAGAAAAAGCUGCGCCGCCGACACUUGGAGGACCAGCGUCGCCGUCGAGAGAUUCGUGAGCGACACGAAAUGACUUCGCCGGCCGAAUAG